Macrobrachium nipponense is the source of this 2431-nucleotide messenger RNA. RefSeq lists its product as uncharacterized. Lineage: Eukaryota; Metazoa; Arthropoda; Malacostraca; Decapoda; Palaemonidae. The record is from RefSeq and is a predicted model, not a curated record. The transcript has 5 exons. Bases 1 to 411 code for a protein of 136 amino acids.
AUGCAGCAUCACCACCGCUAUCUGAGAUACGCGGGUGCGAGGGAACUGCCAUCUCUCUCCACACACACCGCAGCUCUGGGGUUGGAGCGAAAACAGUUCUGCUUCUGCCGCCAAAGAGAGAGGACGUCUGGUGCCUUAAGCCCUCUUGGUGAAAAGAUUAUCCUUGAGGAGAUUACUCAACCAUACUCAUUCGCACUCUUCGUGUCGGAAAUUUAUCUCUUCGAGGAAACAGAGCAGUCUACGACCAAGGAUAGACGCCUAGGGAUUGCCUCCGGUGUCUCCGUUUGCUCGAAGACUGGAGAAGCAAAGAAUGGUGGCAGAAAGAUGGUCUCCUGCAGGGAAAAAAUCCAUAGAAUAUCGUGUGUAACUUCUGUACUGAUGAAUAAUAUGGAAAAAGCUACCCAGACUUAAGUAAGCGAAAAAGGAAAGGAGAAAGUAGGAAAAGAAUGAAUAUGAUUAUCUAGUGUUUUCUUUUUCUAGAUCUCACCCUCGUUCUCUUCUGUGGAAGAUAAACGCAGUCUUAGUAGGACAGGACAUUUAACGUUUGCCAGAAAAGGAGUUUAUACUAUUAACAUUGAGAUAUCGUACACGGCUUUAUUUCUCCUCAGAAAUAAGCAAACUUAGAAAAUAAUUAUUCAUUGGUGAGUUCUGCAACGUCGUCGUCUUAAUUCCGGAUAGAAGAGACUUGUUCGAGAAAAAGGGAAAAGCUUAUCUAGCUAAUAAAUAGUAACAAGCGAUGACACUCCCUUUUCAUCUUAUGUUUCCGACGGAAGUGAUGGUACGGAGACGUCGUAGAUUGUGAUCGUGUCUUUUUUGCUCUCACUCCCCUCUUUUCUCUUCUCUCCUUCUCCUCACUCCUCCUCCUUUCUGUUUUCUCUCCACCAGAGUUGAGAGAUGUGCUGAUUUAGUGUCAAGUCUGACGAAGUUGUGGGAGGGAAAUUUGACUCCGAAAAUCCCCCGUUUUUUUUUCCCACAACCCAUAGGCUCAAUCCUUUUACCGCGCCUGGAUUUGCUGCGAGUAAAAAGGCUGAGUUGGGCUGGGCUGCCCUCCUUUCCAUUAUAGAAACUAGCUUUACUCUCUUAGCUUAGGAAACUUUGGAUGCUGCCAUCAGUGUUACUGCGUUUCUGUUCCAUACUGUGCCGGUAACUGUUAUCUUUUAGAAAACUUAUAAGGGUAUACGAAGAAACGCCAGUGCAUUUUUUUUUCUCGUGGAAGUGGAUAUUUAACUAAGACUGGUAUUCGGUGUGACCAAGUUCAUUCCCAUCCUGGGAUCGGAAAGAAGGGAAAAGCGAGAAAAGGGAGACAGAUCCCCAACAACACAGAGUGGUCCAUCAAUCCAGCAAUCGAGGGCUGUGAGAGUUCAGCGCUAGAGGACCCCUGUUGCCUGGUGCCUUACGCCUUUGGAGGUUGUUGGGCGUUUGCCAAGGAGAUGUCCUGAAGGCAGAAGAGGAGAAGUAAGGGUUGGUGAAGGAGGGACCUUUGUAUUUGUGCAUGUCUGGCACAUUUACAUACAUAUAUAUAUAUACAUAAGAGCACUCAUCCGUUUUAUGGAAGGGAGGUUUUGUUGUGUAGAUUGAAAGAGGGAAAGAGAAGAGAAAAACAACGGUGAGGCCAUCCAGCAUUUCUGGUUGGGUCUUCUUCCCUGUUGUAACUGUGAAAGCAAAGAUAAAAUACGCGGAAAGCAGGCGACAUUCCACCGUUGUGUUUACGAGUAACUCCAUCCAUGAACUAUUUUUGUAAACUCGAAAUUAGUGGUUAAAUGUCCAUUUUACUUGGUGUAGUUAGUGUGUUAGCAAAGUAAGGAGUUGCUAAUUUAAGAAUAUAUGUGCCAAAUGCGCUUAUAAUUAUAAGGUUGAAACAGCUAUUUUCUAUAUAAUUAACCCGCUGUGUCCUAUUUUGAAUAUUCUGUAUUCGCAAAGUCAGAAAUAUUCGAGAAGUUAUAGAUUUGGCCGACUCCAUAAAGAAGGAUUUGGUAGCGAAGCUCCCGAGGAGGCGGCAGAUGCAGUUAAUGUUGUUUAUUGGAUGUGACGUGUGCAACGCGAUUCAUAACGACAACUAAACGAGGAGGACUGGAAAAUAUCGCGGGCGCGUGUGCCUCCUGUGUAAUCCUGUGCGAUUCAGUGUUGUCUUGAGCGUUAAUACUUCCUUAGCGAGAAAGAUUUCGUUUUUAAGGCUUACCUUUGUGUGGUGUGUUCUUUUUUUUUAUUUACGGUUGAAGAGAACUGAAUUUUCUCGCAAGCUCCCCCUUGCAACCCUGGCAACACCUUUGCAAUCUGGGAUUUUCCUGGAGAAAACGACGAAGAGGAGGAAGGAGAAGACUACCCAAGGAGGCAGAAUGAGGCGCACCGAUAACUGGAGCCAUGUCUCGGCGACGUUGGUCCCAGAUUCACCGUCCAAAGUCCCAUCCAUGGGCUACGUUCCAAAGGGUGA